Salvelinus namaycush (lake trout) is the source of this 4707-nucleotide messenger RNA. Its product is annotated as calmodulin-binding transcription activator 2. Gene Ontology annotation, biological process: regulation of transcription by RNA polymerase II. The transcript is spliced from 20 exons. Gene Ontology annotation, molecular function: double-stranded DNA binding; protein binding; transcription coregulator activity. The coding region runs from base 1 to 4707 and encodes 1568 amino acids. NCBI's taxonomy places the organism in Eukaryota, Metazoa, Chordata, Actinopteri, Salmoniformes, Salmonidae. The record is from RefSeq and is a predicted model, not a curated record. Gene Ontology annotation, cellular component: nucleus.
AUGGCUGCCGAAAACAAGCCGGAAGGGUUGAAAAGGAUAAGGAAUCCAGAGCGGAUGAUUAGAAUCGCCGUGGGAUACACAGGACAUGCCCCUCCCAAGAGUGAUGACACUGACACCAACGGUGAGCCUGGCCAGUUGAAGAUCUACCUACCUAAGAAGCUGUUGGAGUGUUUGCCCAAAUGUUCCUCUCUGCCCAAGGAGCGCCACCGCUGGAACACCAAUGAGGAGAUUGCAGCGUAUCUGAUCACAUUUGAGAAACAUGAAGAAUGGCUGACGACAUCACCCAAGACCAGACCUCAGAAUGGCUCGAUGAUCCUGUACAACAGGAAGAAGGUAAAGUACAGGAAGGAUGGCUACUGCUGGAAGAAGAGGAAAGAUGGGAAGACCACCAGAGAAGACCACAUGAAGCUCAAAGUACAGGGAGUGGAGUGUCUGUACGGCUGUUAUGUCCACUCUUCCAUCAUCCCUACCUUUCAUCGCAGAUGCUAUUGGCUGCUCCAAAACCCAGACAUAGUGUUGGUACACUACCUGAACGUUCCAGCGGUGGACGACAGUGGGAAGCCAUGUGGGCCUGUCCUCUGCUCCAUCAACACAGACAGGAAGGAGUGGGCCAAGUGGAGCAAGGAGGAGCUCAUUGGACAGCUCAAACCCAUGUGUGCCGGGAGUAGCCUGCACCAGAAAUGCUCCACAGCCAAACACCGCAUUAUCUCCCCCAAAUUAGAAGCAAAGACAGGGACAGGGACUGGGACAGGGACAGGGGCUGGGACUGGGACAGGGUCUGGGACAGAGGUGCAGAACAGUGAUGUGUCUGAGGGGCAGACAGAGCCCAGUCCUGGAGUGGGGGCCAGGAGCAGAGGAGGGGGGGAGAGGAAGAAUGGUAGGCUGCCCAAACCCUCCCUGCUUCCUCAGAGCAGCAUGGAAGUCUCCUCCACAUCCACCAAUCAGGUGGAGGUUCCCGACACCACACAGAGCUCCCCACUGUCAAUCACCAGCGACAUUACUGCAGACAGUCCCGCCCUCUGCCUGGCCAGCAGCCUAUCACAGAGCUCUGCUGCCGUGUUCAUGUCCAAGGUUGCCACGGUAACAGGGGAUUCCGUGUACACCACAGAACACGCCCACCUGAUUGGCGCCACCCAUGACGCCACCACCACUGGGAUUCUACUGGCUGUUGCCCCGGACACCCAGCGCUUUGAGUUCCCUGGGGGGGUGGGAUUAGCAGAGGAAGGGGGGGAGUUGGUCCUCUCCAGCAGUCUGGAUGCCGGAGGUUCUGGAGUCAACCUUCUUGAGACCAGCAUGAACUUUGACCCAGACUGCUUCCUCAACAACCCCAAGCAGGGCCAGACAUACGGGGGAGGAGGGGGUAAGGCCGAGGGAGGUAGCUGUAAUGGUGAGGGGGGGCUCCACUGCUCUCCACAGUCACUAACGACUAACGGCUAUGUAUUCAACGCCACGCUCGUAAACAUCAAGACCGAAGAUACUCCCCUGGAGCAUCCGCUGGAUAAUCAGAGCGGGUACGCUGGCGAGGGGACGGGCCUGAGCCCUAGCACCACACUGGAGCAAAUGGACUUCAGUGCUGUGAUGUCAUCAGCCUGCGCCCAGAGCUUGGCACAGCAGAUACACCAACACUCCCCUAGUCUCUUCUUGCAGGCCUCCCCUAAGACCCCCCUCGCCCAGGCCACCCAGCCCCAGAUCUGUGCCUCUGAGACGGGCCAGGACUCAGGCGAGACCCAAGCUUAUCUGGGCCUACCUACUAUACCACAGACUGACUCUCCAGGCACCAACGGAGACCCUCACACAUACCUCCACCAACCCUCACCAGACCAACAUGGCGACAGUGAGGAAAGCAGCCAGGGAGGUCUAGUGGGGCUGGGUAGCUUUCCUGUAAGGGGGCAGGAGAUGAGAAAAGACCAGCUGAGCACCAGAGGACCUGGGAAGGUGACGUCCCCAGAGAAAGAGACACAGAAGAGGGCAGAGUUACUCCUCAAUCCUGGGGAACAGCAUGAUGCCUACAGAAACAACACUGGUGUUGGGAGAGGUGGAGAGCACUACCUACAGCCAACAACCAAGAGUGGGGGAGUAGAGGGAGGACAAGAAAUAGGAGAGAAAUAUAUUUUCAGUAACGGGGUCAGGGAUGCAGGAGUUAACAGCUCAGUGGUGGACAGUCCUCAGUCUCUAGCUGGAGCAGCCAUGGAGGGGGGGUUGUACAGCUCUACUCUUCCCCAGCCGGGUGUAGGGGAGGCUGGGGGAGCUGAGGGGGCAGGCGGGGGCAUCAGCCUGGAAGGCUUUGAGGCAUCGUUUGGGAACCAGUUCUCUGACCUCAUCAAUGACUUCAUCUCUGUGGAGGGGAGUGGAGGGGGGGCGGUGGCCGGGACAGGAGGCAGUGCACUCUACACCCCUGCUCUGAUGCCCCAGGAGGAGGUUGGAGAGGGCCAGGAGGCAGGAGCAGCCCCCAUUCAGGGUUCAGAGGUGGAGCAGGGAACUCUGAGAUUGCUGCCAGAGACGGGAAGGCUGUUUGGGGUGACGGACUACUCCCCCGAGUGGUCUUACCCAGAGGGUGGGGUGAAAGUGUUGAUAACAGGUCCUUGGCUGGAGGCCAGCAGGGAGUACAGCUGUCUGUUUGACCACAUCAGUGUCCCAGCUGCUCUCAUACAGCCAGGAGUACUGCGCUGCUACUGCCCUGCCCAUGAAACAGGUCUGGUGAUGCUGCAGGUGGCUAUGGGUGGGGAUGUGAUCUCUUCCUCUGUGGUGUUUGAGUAUAAAGCUCGAGACUUGCCCGCCCUGCCCUCCUCACAACACGACUGGUUGUCCCUGGACGAUACCCAGUUCAGGAUGUCCAUUCUGGAGCGUCUGGAGCAGAUGGAACAGAGGAUGGCUGAGAUAACCAAUCACCAUCAGAGCUCCGAAACCACAGCAGCCACGGGGGGAGGUGGAGGAGCAGGUGGCACUGACCACCAGUCCCAGCUCUCCCCAGCCGAGGGUUCAUUUGAGGGCCGUGUGGUGGUGGUGUGUGAGAAGAUGAUGACCCGCCCCUGUUGGGUUUCCUCCAAUCAGCUGAUCCACAGCCGGAGUUCCCGGGGCAUGACCCUGCUGCACCUGGCCGCAGCUCAGGGAUACGCAGGGUUAAUACAGACUCUCAUCCGCUGGCGCACUAAGCAUGCAGACAGCAUAGAUCUGGAAUUAGAGGUGGACCCGCUCAAUGUCGACCACUUCUCCUGCACCCCACUGAUGUGGGCCUGUGCUCUGGGUCAUACAGAAGCAGCGCUGGUUCUGUACCAGUGGGACCCCAGAGCUUUGGCCAUCCCUGAUUCGCUGGGCCGCCUGCCACUCAGUAUUGCACGCUCACGGGGACACACUCGCUUGGCCGAGCUACUGGAGCAGCUUCAACAGACUCCUCCUACUCAGAGUCCGCCCACUGACACCUGGAUGGACAGGUGGAGCAGCGAAUUGGAGCCCAGUGGACAUAGGGAAAGCCCCGCACCCAGCUCUAACCAAGACCUAAGGAGAACCAGGACAGAACCACAGCAGAGCACCCAGAACCACAGCCAGAGCCAGAGUCAGAGCUGGGCUCAUCAGGGCCAACCCCAGUUGCAGGGCCAACACCGGGGGCCACCAGACAACCAGGGAGACCUCCCACCAGCCAAGAGACUCAAACUCAACCCUGAGGCCCAGCAACAGCCAGUCAACCCCCCACGCUCUCAACUACCCAACCUCAGCCCCCUAAACACUCACCCACCCAGACCCAGCUCUAACACCCCAAAUCCCCACUUCCCCAGCCCACCUCUGCAGGCCAGGUUAGGGGGGUCAGGGGGUGGUAGUAGGUAUAGCUUGCGGCAGGCUCUUGGGAGGCGGAGUUUGGCCAGGAGGAUUCUGGGAAAGGAGAGACUGGCCAAUCAUCUGCGUCAGAGGGGCGUAUCCACCAGGGGGGAGGAGCCAGAACUUCUGACCUAUCAGGAGAACAGUGAAGACCUGCAGCACUUAUUUGUGUGUGUGUUGCAGAUGAACAUGAUGAUGCUGGCAGAACACAUCAUGGAAGCGACUCCUGACAGGAUCAAACAGGAGGGUUUUGUUGCCACGGAGACUGAGAUGUCGCCACCGGAGACCGUUGGGGUCAGCGGUGAUGUCAGCUGGUUGGCUAGUUACAUUGGUGACGUAGAGCGGUUUCUAUACUCCAGGCCCCAGAUGCCCACCCCAAGCCCCAUACCAAGCCCCCUGACUGGGCCUGAGGAUCAGGAAAGUCCCCUGGCUCCGCAAGGCCUGCCCUCCCCGGCCGACUGGAGCUCCUUCCUGCAUGCAUCACUCAGUGGAGAGGGCCCAGACACCAACCCUGCCCACCUCACACUGACAGAGGCGGAGCAAAGAGAACUGUACGAGGCUGCAAGACACGCCCACCACACCCUCAGAAAGUACAAGGGCCGGCCAAUCCAGGAGCAACGUAAAGAGACCGUAGCAGUGGUCCAGCGCUGCUAUAAGAAAUACAAACAGUAUGCACUUUAUAAGAGGAUGACGCUGGCAGCCAUUUUGAUCCAGAGCCGCUUCCGCAGUUUCCACGAACAGAGGAAGUUCCAGCAGAGCCGGCGAGCAGCAGUACUGAUCCAGCAAUACUACCGCAGCUACAGACACUCUCUCAGCAGUCUCCUCACUAAGAGACAGAACCAGGCUGCCCGUAAGAUCCUGAGGUUCCUGCUCAGAUGCCGCCACAGGUACUAA